ACAACAUAAAAGUAAAGAUGUUGUUUUUUGCUAAAAACGCAAUAGUUUAAAUUACUCCAAAGAUGUGUUAAGAUGUAAAGAUUGGUACAAUAAUUAAUAAUAUGUAAAAGAAUAUAAAAUAAUUAUGUAAUAUUAUUCUUAGUAUUAAUUAAAAUAUAAGAUAUAAAAUGAAUACAUAUAAAGACCUACCAUUGCGAAGCGUGUUACCAUGGAUGUUUUACCUGUGCCUUACAUUUGACAUUGGCCAUCUUGUUGUGUCGGGCAACACUACUUCCGGUGAUACCACGUGUCAAAAGGGGGAUUUUAAAUGUGGAAACGGCAAGUGUCUCCCCAGUAACGUGACCUGUAAUGGACGGGACGACUGUGGCGAUAACAGUGAUGAGGAUCAGGCUAAGACAUGCCAUAUUGAUGAAUGCCUCGAACCACGUAUUUGCGACCAACGCUGUGUUAAGGUUAAUAAUUCCUACAAAUGCGAUUGUGCAGAAGGCUACGUUUUGUUGUCAGAUAUGUGCAUUGCAAAAUCAGAUAAUUUCACCUGGUUUGUGACGGAUGACAAUUUUGUUAAUUACAACAACACCAGACUUUCCAAUAUAACCAAGUUCGAUCGUUUCUCCAUACGUGGAAUCUCACCUAAUGCAAUCGAUGUGUUUGUGAGUGCUCGCAAAUUAUAUCUGGCAGAUAAAGACGAAAACAUAUACUCUACUGAUCUGAAAGGAAUUAAUUCUACUUUGGUUUUCCAUACAUCAGGUCCCAUAGAGGAUUUAGCAGUAGAUUGGAUCGGAGAAAACCUCUACUGGACGGAUACAAAUCUAGAAACAGUGAAUGUGGGUAGUCUAUCACGAUUAGUGAGAAUGACUUUAUUUUCAACCAAUGUUAGUAGUCCAAAGGGAAUCGCUGUGGAUCCUAGCGAUCGUCUUCUAUUCUGGGUAGACACCGGGUCCGAGCUCCGAAUUGAGAGGGCUGGUCUAGACGGUUCAGACAGAGUUGCAAUAAUUACAACAGAUAUUCAUUACCCAACAAGUAUAACUAUCGAUUACCCUGCAAAACGGUUGUACUUUUUGGAUGAGAAAUUAGGAUAUUUUGAGUUUUCUAACUACGAUGGAAAUGGCAGAAAAAAGGUUCAUCAUAAUUUCGGAAGAGUGAUAGACGUUCUUGUUUUUGAGCAGUCGCUUUAUGCAACUACAUCUUCCUUAGAAAUGUGCAAUAAAUUCAACUGUUCUACAAGCAUUUCCGCCUGUCCGACAGUCCAAUUCCCCCAUUCCGGCAACUACCAGAGAAGAUAUGUUACCUUGUAUCAUGCCAUGAGACAACCUUCAGCCCCAAAUCCAUGUGCAGAAAACAGAUGUAGCCAUCUGUGUCUUUUAUCUCCAACGUCUGUAACGGCAUAUACGUGUGCUUGUCCGUUUGGUAUGAGACUUGAAAAUGGAAACGCUUGCGUUAACGAGGAGGCUGAUUUUCUCGUAGUUGCUUACCAGAAGGGAAUAGCGAUGUAUAACAUAACUGGAUCAUUUCGAUACCAAUUGCCAAUGUUUCCUAGUUCGAAUAUGAAAAAUGUGGUUUCUAUAGCUUCAAAUGAUAUCAAGAAGGAACUGCUAGUGAUACAAAGUUCGGAUGACAAGAAUCAAUCCGUGACAAGAGUUGAUGUCGUCCAAGGAAACAGUAGUUCUUACUCUGAGCAUACGUUUAUCGGCAAGCCAUCGAGUGUUGCAUAUGAUUCUGUAACGGGUAAUUUGUGGAUGACGAAAACAGACGAAGGAACGAUAGUCGUCUCCAGGCGCGACAGUGAUGGUAAAACAACUUACAUGAAGGUCGUUCUGAACAACAUGGGUAGAAACACAGAUUGCGUGGCUCCAACUGCUAUAGCAAUUAACACCAGAGUUGGAAAGGUGUUUUGGACUGACAAUGGUAGGGGAAGCAUUAGGCCUAAAAUUGGCGAGAUGCUAAUGAAUGGAGAUCGAUGUCAAAUUGUUACACAACGGCGAGUGGACAGGCCAGUUGCUAUAGCUGCUGAUGACGUCAAAGGAGACUUGUUCUGGAUGGAUGAGCGACGGAAUGAGAUAAUGAAGUGGACUGCUUCAUCCAAGCGUGUUACUGUUUUGGUUGCUUCCGUUCCAUCGUCACGCGCGAUGGUGUUCGACACUGGAAUAAUUUACUUCGCGGAUCGAUUCGAGCAUUCUAUUAAAUUGGUCCAUGCAUCAAGACGCAAAGUUUAUACAUUAAAAAGCAACGUUCAUGAUAUAACAGCUUUAGCCAUUUACAACAUUAACAAAACAGUUGAUGGUCAAGCCAGUAAUCCAUGCAUCAAUUCGAACUGCAGUCACUUUUGUCUCAACACCGGUACAUCCAGCAUGUCAUGUGACUGUGGAAUAGGCUACACUGUCACUGAAGACGGUUCUUGCAAGGAAACCGACUCCUUUCUGCUUGUCUCUUUCACUUCACACUUUCGAGGAUUUUCCCUUGGCCGUGAUGACCACAAUGAUGUCAUAAUUCCAAUAAAAAGCGAAUAUAACAUCACGCAAAUAGACGUCCACGUGGCAAGGAAACAUAUAUAUUGGAUAAGUAAGGCACGCCUUUUACCCUUGGAAAAAAGCAGACACGGAAUAUAUCGCGUAAUGUCAAACGGAUCGGAGUAUGGUCCCGUUAUAAAUAGAUCCAUCGGACAGGAUGGGCUGCUGGACUUGACUAUAGAUUGGAUAGCAGAGAACAUGUACUUUAUCAACGCAUAUACGUCUGAGUCCUUGAUUGAAGUAAGCCGUUUAGAUGGACGUCAUAGACUGACGAUCUUUCAAAACAAAACAUCACGUCCAUUACAUCUGGCUGUUAAUCCUAAUCUCAGGUAUUUGUACUGGCUUGAUGCUGGCCAGACGCCUUCUCUAUGUAGAAGCAAUCUAGAUGGAUCCGGGCAGCAGAACCUGGCAUCUUUGCGAUCAAACAGACCGACGUCGCUUGUGGUUGAUAUAGUAACGAAUAAUAUAUUUUGGUCCGACUCGAUGACCGGAGAAAUUAUGAAAGCUUCAUACGAUGGGACAAGCAAUACGAUAGGGUACGGAGGCGUUAUCGAUCCGCUUGGCAUCGACGUUUAUCGGUCUUCAAUAUUUUGGGCAAGUGGACAAAAUAAUUCAAUAUAUAAGGCUGAUAACAAUUUGACACAAGACACAUAUCUAAAGGUUUUACGAAGUGGACUCAAUGAAGUCGGAACGCUGGGGUCGAUUAAAGUAUUCCAUCAGUCCAAACAACCCAAUGGUUCGAGUCCAUGUUUAAUAAACAACGGAGGCUGUGAGCAUUUGUGUUUUGCAAUGCCUGAUGCUGUGGCUGCUACAUGCGCGUGUAGUUAUGGCAAACUCAGGGCAGAUAACAAAUCGUGUGAAGCUCUCAAAACGUUUCUGGCAGUUAUGACAGAGAACUCAAUAGCUGGAAUUGACCUUGACCUUUCCAACACGGUUGAGGCCAUACAACGGAUAAACGGAACGUUUAGGAACUCCAUUGAGUUUAUAUAUAAAGAGAAUGCCUUACUUUUACAAGACACACGACGUAAUGAACAUAUUAUUGUAAGAAACAUAACAGGCGAUGCACAAGUUGAAUAUCUUGGAGACAGACUUUUUGUGGGCAGCUAUAUAACAUAUGAUUGGAUUGAGAAGAAAAUCUUCUGGGCGAGUUAUUUAAGUAUCUAUGAGAGAUAUUUGAAUAGACAUUUCACUCUUUCAAGAAUUUCACUGUUACUGUAUAUAGAUCACUUCAUCACGACACUUGCUGUUCAUCCUUGUAAAGGGUUUAUGUUUUGGAGUGAGGCUUCUGGAAAUAGAUUACUCAGGGCGAAAACUGAUGGCACAGAGGUUCUGAAUUUAUUUGAAAAAAAGAAAUGGAAUAGCAGCCUUGAUAUUCAAAAUAUUUUCAUUGAUUUUGAAGGAGACUUCAUUUAUUGGACGACUCAAAGCUCUCACACCAUUCAGCGUUGUGAUUUGGACGGAAACAAUUUAAAAACUAUCCUAUCUCACCGAGCUAUUAACUCCAUAGCAUUUCACGGUGAUAGCCUGUACUGGUCUGAUGAUGCAAACGGUGUAAUAUAUAGAGUGAAUAAAAACACUGGCAAAGACAGCCAUGUUGUCAAAAGUGUUUUGCUUGACAGUCCAGGGGCGCUUAUUGUAUUCAGAAACAGAUCUGAUGCAUGCAAAUCGAAGCAUUACUGUUCAGAUCACAAUGGGGGUUGCAUGGACGUUUGCUCGACUGGUGAAAACGGAAACAUUACCUGUAGUUGUUCUUCAGUGCUUCAGAAGCUAGGAGAAGACCAGAAGGUGUGCGUUAUGAUAAAUCAUAACUGUACAGACUAUCAGUUCCCUUGCUCGAACAACAAGUGCAUCAGUCUUUUGUCACUUUGCGAUGGUAAAAAGGACUGCGAUAAUGACGAAAAUGAACAUUACUGUUCUAGACGGACCUGCGAUGAGGGAUACUUUAAGUGUAGAGAAGGCCGAUGUAUACCAACAGACUUUGAAUGCGACUAUGAUCGUGACUGUCCAGAUUGGCAUCAUGAUGAAUUUCUUUGCAAGUAUCCGCCGUGUCAAAAUGGAACAUUUAUGUGUCGCUAUGGGCGCUGCAUUGAUAAUGGACUGAGAUGUAAUGGAGUAGAUAACUGUAAUGAUGGAUAUGCAACAGAUGAAGCAGAUUGUCCUGUGGUAAAAUGCGAAUAUGGGCUCGUGAAAUGCCCCGAAGCUAAUCUGUGCAUAUCGAGGCGAUACCUAUGUGAUGGAGAUGAUGACUGUGGGAACAAUGCAGACGAAAGUGAAGUGUUCUGUAGAAACACAGAAUGUUCUGAAGACGAGUUCAAGUGUGAAGGAAGUGGGAGAUGUAUACCGAACUCCUGGAAGUGUGAUGGAGAUGAGGACUGUAACCUGGGCGAAGACGAGCCACCCAAAAGGAUUUGUGAGAACAUAACAUCAUCAUGUAGCGAUAAGGACUUCAGAUGCGCCAAUGGCAAGUGUAUAGCGACCCUGUUUGUGUGCAAUGGUAUCAACGACUGCGGGGAUAACACUGACGAAAAACACUCGCUGAAUUGUAGUUCAAGACCAUGUCCACCAGACAGUUUCACUUGCAAGAAGAACAAAGAAAGGGGUAUCUAUCCUUGCAUUUCAUCAGACAAGGUUUGUAACGGCGUUUACGACUGCCUAGAAAAAGAAGAUGAACACGAAUGUCCAGUGGUUUUAUGUGAUGAGGGCUACUUUACCUGUCGCAGUGGGGAAUGUGUACCAGAAAAGGUCAAAUGUGACUACGUGUUGGACUGUGAGGACGGUUCGGAUGAAAGCACAAAGUGUAACUACACGGACUGCACGGGUGCCCAGUUCUCAUGUGGUAACAAGAGGUGUAUCCCGAAACACUGGGUCUGUGACAAGGAGGACGACUGUCGAGAUGCCUCAGAUGAGAUCCCUUCCCUUUGUGUUAAGAAGAUUGCUUGUAGCGAGGAAGAGUUUCAAUGUAAGACUGGACAAUGUAUCCCCCAAUCGAAGCUUUGCGAUGGAGACAUAGACUGUUCCGAUUGGUCGGAUGAGAAACAAUGUGGUAUCAAUGAGUGUGGUAAGAACGAAACAAACCAGUGUUCGGACAUCUGUAUUGACCUUAUAUCCGGGUACGAGUGCCGGUGUAGCCCGGGGUUCAGACUUCUACACAACAAUCACACUUGCAUAGACAUCAAUGAGUGUGUGGAUGUUCCGGGGACUUGUAGCCAAGAGUGUGUCAAUACCGUAGGCAGCUAUCACUGCAAAUGUAAUCCUGAGUAUGCCAAGCGAGAAGACGGGAGAAGCUGCAAGAAACGAGACAAGGUUACUCCUUGGCUCAUAUUUACAAAUCGUUACUACAUACGAAAAAUUACAACGGACGGGAACAACUACCAGAAAAUCGCCGAAAACUUUGGAAAUGCUAUUGCGAUGGACAUAUUGUACGCAGAAGGCCUAAUUUUCUUUACGGACGUUUCUGCAAAAGAACUUAAGAGUAUGCAUUUAAAUGGAUCGAACACGAAGACGGUAAUUUCGGGUGGAUCUUGGUCAUUCAAAGGCAUCGCUGUUGACUGGAUUACUAGGAAGCUGUAUUGGAUUGACUCAAGAAGAAUUGCUGUUUUGGUGUCAAACUUGAAUGGAACGCAUACGAAAACCUUGCUGAAGAAAACAUUUGUUGAGAAGCCUAUUGCGCUUGCUGUAAAUCCAUUCACGGGAUAUGUUUACUGGAGUGACUGGACACAAGAAUCAUACAUCGGAAGAAUGGCAAUGGACGGAGGGAGCCCGAUUAAACUGAUCACAAACAAACUCGGAUUGCCUAACGCUCUUACCCUCGAUUACGAAACAGGUCGCAUCUGGUGGGCGGAUGCUCACUAUGAUUGGAUAGAAUAUGCAGAUGCAGAUGGAUCUAACCGUCAUUUAGUCAGAAGAAAUACCCCUCACCCGUUUGCAAUUGCUGUAUUUGAGGACUGGCUAUACUGGUCUGAUUGGAAUCAUCUCACGAUCGAGAAGUGUAAAAAAUACACAGGGGAGAAUUUCACUGUCCUAUUGAACACCACAAACAGACAUAAUGAUAUACAUGUCUACCAUCCACUUAAACAAAAGCCAGGCAAGAAUCCAUGUGGUGAAAACAACGGCGGGUGCAGCCAUUUGUGCUUGAUAGCGGAAGGGGGGCAAAACUACACUUGCGCAUGCCCAAACGACUUUGUGCUUGAAAAUGACACCAGAACGUGUACCUCCAACUGUUCAACAACGCAGUUUCUGUGUGGGACAAGUGAAAGGAAAGUAAAAUGUCAGGACGACAAGUUCAGCUGUGACAAUGGACGCUGUAUACCUCUUACAUACCAGUGUGACUUUGACGAUGAUUGCGGAGACAACAGCGAUGAAAAAGCAGAAUUUGAUUGCCAAAAUCGAACAUGUAAGCAAGGCUGGUGGAAGUGCAAGGCAAACUACCGAUGUAUCCCUGACUGGUUGAGAUGUAAUGGGCGGGAUGAUUGUCGAGAUAAUUCGGACGAGGAGAUAAACGAGUGUCCUAUAUGUCAUCCUACCGAAAACUUUCAAUGUAAAAAUAAAAGGUGUGUACCCAAGAGAUUGAUGUGUGAUUUUGACAACGAUUGUGGGGACCAUAGUGAUGAAGACAUCAUUUUGUGCGCACCUUUGUACCGAAAGUGCUCAGAAGCGGAAAUGCGAUGUAGAAACCAGAAAUGUGUUCAACGUAUGUGGUUAUGUGACCAUGACAACGAUUGUGGAGAUAACUCGGAUGAACUAGCAUGUACAAGUACAAUGAUGUGUGGCAGUGGCCAGUUUCAGUGUAGCAACAUAUCACAAUGCCUUAAUUCACGGUAUGUGUGUGACGGUCUCCCACAAUGCCCAGAUGGCUCCGAUGAAUUAAAUUGUUCAAAAGAGAAGACACCUUGUGACAGUAUACAUUUUACCUGCAAAAAUGGGCAAUGUAUACCACAUAUUUGGGUUUGUGACGGUCAUGCGGACUGCAUUGACCAAUCAGACGAACUCCUAGAAUCAUGUGAUCAGAUAGCGUGUCCAACAGAUACGCACAUGCGGUGCAACCAUGGCGCAUGUCAUCCAAAAUGGCAAGUCUGUAGCAAGCUCGUAGAAUGUGAUGUAGAAGAUAUUGAUACCGAAUGUACAUAUCAAGAGAUGGAAUGUGAGCUUGAUUUUUACAAUUGUAACAAUACGUGCGUGCAUCUUUCAUUGUUUUGCAAUUACGAUUAUUACGAUGAUCAUUGUGGGGAUGGAACUGACGAGAUGUGUUUCUAUUUUGAUGAUGAAUCCGGUUGCUCCGCUGACAAUGGAGGUUGUCAACAAAACUGCAGAGAUGUCAAUGACGUUCGCUAUUGCUCUUGUUUCGCUGGUUAUAAAAUCAGUGAUGAAGAUAAAACCACCUGUGAAGAUAUCGACGAAUGUUCAUUGCAUGGCAACUUCUGUCCUCAGCUAUGCAAUAAUGUAAAGGGCUCUUUCAAGUGCGAGUGCGCUCCACAUUUCCACGAUGAUAAAGGACAAGGCAAGGAUUGCAAACCGGACGAUAUAAGUCGCACUUUAUUUUUUUCUACUCUAACCCAAAUCAGACGAUACCGACCAAACAAAAAGCAAUACUCGGGAUCUGUUGUUGAUGGCCAACAUGUUACUUCUAUGGAUGUUGACAUUGAGAAGCAUUUGCUCUACUGGACAGAUGAAAUACAAAGGUCAAUAUUCCGAACGCCUAUGCCAGAACGACCAGAACAGAAAGGCAUACCUCAAAACAUUGAGGUCAACUCAUCAAGACCCUUUGCAAUAGCCGUUGAGUGGGCGGAGGAUAACAUAUAUUGGAGCGACCUCGCUCUUGGAUCGAUCUCCGUGUCCACGUUUGACGGAAGGUACCAACAUACAGUUGUGUCCAAGAUAAUCCAGCCACUCGCUAUUGCCCUCAAUCCAAAACUAGGCUUGCUAUAUUGGGUAAACGCAGAUCUCUGGCAUCCAAAAAUUGAGAUGGCCUGGAUGGACGGUUCUCAUCGCAGCGUUCUUGUUACGAAGCGACUUGUUCGUCCGUCCGCCCUCACCAUCGACUAUCUGAUGUAUGAUAGGGUGUAUUGGGCGGAUUAUAAGCUUGGAGUUAUUGAAUCCAUUAAACAUGAUGGAACUGAUCGAGUUAUGCUGAUCAAAAAUGUGCAUACUCCGGUCAGUCUUGACGUUUUUGAAAGCAAGAUUUAUUGGAUUUCUCGGGACAACGCUUCCGCACAUUAUAUGAAUAAAUUUGGUUUUGGUAACAGCACGGUGCUCCAGACGAAUAUACCAUACCCAAGUAGCGUCCGUGUCUUUCAUAGACUCCGCGUUGACCUGCAAAUCAAACCGCGAUGCCCAAGGUCAGGAAAAAGGUGUAGUCAUAUUUGCCUGCUUAUUCCGGAUGGAUUCCAGUGUGCAUGCCCUGACGGAACUUCUUUUCUUCCGGGAAGCAUAUAUGCCUGUGAUGCGGCUCGAGAAGAUGUCAAACCAGAGCCCAAGGUCUGCGCGUGUUGGAAUGGUGGAGAUUGCAUCAGAGGGGAUAAUGACAAAUUCACGUGUGCAUGCAAAGAUGGUUUUAGUGGCCAUCUAUGUGAGUUAAAAGAGUUACAAGAGUUACAAGAGCCAGAAUCACUAACUUCCGCCACGUCUAAUAAUCAUUUACUCGUCAUCUUUAUCCCCAUGGGGUGUGUGAUGUUUGCUGUGUUGGUCAUCGGUAUUGCAGUUUUGGUCAAAUGUAGAAGACGACUUACAGGGAAACAUGGCGAAGCAAAAUUGGGGAAUUCUGGAGGUGAUGGCGCUCAGAAAAUGUCCGCCUUGCAAGUCUCCUCCUCAACAGUUCAGUCGACGGGCUCCGAUGGACAUGCCAGCACCAACUUUUCAAACCCGGUUUUUGAGACAUUUCAAGGCGAAGAACCUGGUACAUGCAUGAAGGAAGUCGGCAAAGAAGAUAAUUCAUUGGGCAACGAUUUAACAAUGGAAACAGAACUAGGGCGUAGCGAAAUGGUGGGUGUGUCUGAAGUAACAAACCAAGACAGUGAUUUCAAUUUCAGUGCAGAUGACCUUAAAACAUCUAUAUUAGGAGAAUAAUCAGAGAAGAAGUAAGCUGGAAAGUCUUGAACUUAUGCUGUCAUUCCUUACCUAUUUGGCAUUUUUCAGAUACGAAUAUAUGAUAAUUGGUUGAUGUAAAUGUGAAUACUGUUCUUACUAAGUCGGUUGCAGGACACAAAACAUACGAAAACGUGUUUUCUCCACAGUUCGUUUUAAAUAACAAAUUACAGCACAUGACAUUUAACAACAUUUCCAUUAUUUCACAUACAAAGUACAGUUUUUCUAGCCCAGUCUGGAAAGAAGUUUACAUAAAACCUUCGUAUAGUUAAAGUAGUCCUUAGGUCGCAUUUUGAUUACCUAGAUCUAUAUUAGAGAAAGUCACGAACUUGUAUAAAUGUGUUAUAAAUUAUGGAAUACAGAAGCUACCACACGGCUGCUACGCAACGCUGGCCACAUCGAGUGGUUAAGUGAAAUAUAAAGUCUGGACAAAGACAACCAAAUUAUGUGUCACUUGCCUCUAAAUAAGUGUGUAUUAAUGUAUGAAUAUAGUAUAUAUUCCUCAAUUUCAUAGCUGUCUGUCCUUUAUGCCUUAGUUUGGUGCAUCAGCUCAUCUUUUUAAUCUGGUAUGAUGGUGAUGUCAUAAAUAAUGACCUUAUUAUAUGCUAUGUCUAAUGGCCGUAUUAUAGUGCAUUUUUCAUUCAAUAAAGUCAGCUUGUAGAUCUUGUAUUAUUUCAUGAAUAGUUGCCUUAUUCUAGCGCGUUUCCCAUGAAAAAAAGACAGUUUGAGCAUCUCGUAUUAUGUCUUAAUGUAUGGCCUUAUUCUAGCGCUUUCUCACGCAAUAAAGUUAGUUCGUAAAUGUUAUAUUAUGUCAUGAAUGUGUGUGUUAAUGUAGCGCAACUGUAGCGCAAUUCUCAAGCAAUAAAGUCAUUUCGUAAAUGUUAUAUUAUGUCAAGAAUGUGUGUGUUAUUGUAGCGCAACUGUAGCCCAAUUCUCAAGCAAUAAAGUCAGUUUGUAAAUGUUAUUUUAUGUCAUGAAUGUGUGUGUUAUUGUAGCGCAACUGUAGCGCAAUUCUCAAGCAAUAAAAUAAGCUUCAACAGCU
Messenger RNA from Mya arenaria, 10629 nucleotides. RefSeq names its product low-density lipoprotein receptor-related protein 2-like. Lineage: Eukaryota; Metazoa; Mollusca; Bivalvia; Myida; Myidae. The record is from RefSeq and is a predicted model, not a curated record. The transcript is spliced from 60 exons. Bases 168 to 9569 code for a protein of 3133 amino acids. Gene Ontology annotation, molecular function: protein binding; calcium ion binding.